This is a messenger RNA of Meira miltonrushii, 862 nucleotides long. Its product is annotated as cell division control protein 42. Bases 130 to 705 code for a protein of 191 amino acids. Lineage: Eukaryota; Fungi; Basidiomycota; Exobasidiomycetes; Exobasidiales; Brachybasidiaceae. Gene Ontology annotation, biological process: small GTPase-mediated signal transduction. Gene Ontology annotation, molecular function: GTPase activity; GTP binding. The record is from RefSeq and is a predicted model, not a curated record. The transcript has 6 exons.
GUGCGUAGCCAGCUGCUUUCUUUUUAGGGUAGAUUGCCUGACUAUUUGCCCUGCCAUUCAAGUUUGGCAAGAUUGAUCGAUAACGAACAGAAAUAAUACAUUGGAGCGACUUUCAACAAUUCAAAAAAUAUGCAGACGAUCAAAUGUGUUGUCGUGGGAGAUGGUGCUGUGGGAAAGACCUGUCUUUUGAUCUCGUAUACAACGAACAAAUUCCCAUCCGAAUACGUACCAACAGUGUUCGACAACUAUGCAGUCACUGUGAUGAUCGGUGAUGAUCCAUACACCCUUGGUUUAUUCGAUACUGCCGGUCAAGAGGAUUACGACAGACUACGUCCUCUAUCUUAUCCACAAACGGAUGUAUUCUUGGUUUGCUUCAGUGUUACAUCGCCUGCUUCAUUCGAAAACGUCAAAGAAAAGUGGUUCCCAGAAGUUCAUCAUCAUUGUCCAGGUGUUCCAUGUUUGAUCGUCGGAACUCAAGUCGAUCUUCGGGACGAUCCUGCAGUAACUGAUAAAUUGGCAAGACAGAAACAAAGACCGGUCACCUUUGAUCAAGGUGAAAGGCUGGCAAGGGAGUUGGGUGCAGUAAAGUAUGUCGAAUGUUCUGCUCUGACACAAAGAGGGUUGAAGAAUGUAUUUGAUGAGGCUAUUGUUGCGGCUUUGGAACCACCGGUGGUACGGAAAAAGUCGAAAUGUGCUAUUCUCUAGGGCGAUGCAGGCAAUAUGUUGAUAGGAACGAUGCGUGCUGGGUGAUGUACCAAUUUUGAUCGUAUACAACGAGGAAUUGGAACACGUACAGAAAACAUCUCGCUUCCUCUCGACAAAUACAUCACCCGCACAGCACACCUCAACACAAUCUUGCAUA